Messenger RNA from Carassius gibelio (silver crucian carp), 597 nucleotides. RefSeq names its product dual specificity mitogen-activated protein kinase kinase 2-like. The record is from RefSeq and is a predicted model, not a curated record. Lineage: Eukaryota; Metazoa; Chordata; Actinopteri; Cypriniformes; Cyprinidae. Bases 1 to 597 code for a protein of 198 amino acids. Gene Ontology annotation, molecular function: ATP binding; protein kinase activity. Gene Ontology annotation, biological process: protein phosphorylation. The transcript is spliced from 7 exons.
AUGAAGAAUAUGAUGCAGGAGAAUAAAGCACUUCAACACAGAUUCACACAGAAAACUGUUAUAUUAAAUAGUAAAAUAUGUGGUAACUUCCUGUAUCCGGUAAGUGUUGUGUGUGUUUCUCCGUGUCGUCAGGACGGAGGCUCUUUGGAUCAGGUUCUGAAAAAGGCUCGCAGAAUCCCGGAGGAGAUCUUGGGAAAAGUCAGCAUAGCUGUUUUAAGAGGACUCGCUUUCCUUCGAGAAAAGCACCAGAUUAUUCACAGAGAUGUGAAACCCUCCAACAUCCUGGUUAAUUCCCGCGGGGAGAUCAAACUGUGUGACUUCGGCGUGAGCGGACAGCUCAUCGACUCCAUGGACAACUCUUUUGUAGGAACGCACUCGUACAUGUCGGUAUGUUUCCACUGGUCUCAGGGACCCGUCAUGGCUAUAUUUGAGCUGCUGGAUUAUAAAGUCAAUGAGCCGCCUCCUAAACUCCCUCACGGCGUCUUCACUCCUGAUUUCCAGGACUUUGUGACCAAAUGUCUGAUUAAAAACCCUGCGGAUCGAGCGGAUCUGAAGAUGCUGACAGUGAGAGCACAUUUCGUUCAGAUGAUGAUAUAA